Neurospora hispaniola is the source of this 714-nucleotide messenger RNA. RefSeq lists its product as uncharacterized. Lineage: Eukaryota; Fungi; Ascomycota; Sordariomycetes; Sordariales; Sordariaceae. The record is from RefSeq and is a predicted model, not a curated record. The transcript has 3 exons. Bases 1 to 714 code for a protein of 237 amino acids.
AUGGCAGACCGAAGCCUUGCAAACCCGCGCUCCAGAUCGGCUAUCGACCACGAUCACGCAGUGCGCCUGCCUUCUUCGCCAUUGCCCGCACCACGCUCGCCCAACUCGACCAUCUCCGACCCGUCCACGCCUUCCCCAAAUCCCAAACGCAUUCGAACCCUCGGCCCUCAUACUACCCCGUCCUCUGCUCUCGCCGCCUUUAGUGUGAGCUCUCCUGCAAGACACAUUUCCUUCCGUCCCUUCUGUACCAUUUGUCCUCGCUGCUGCCCCUGCCUGCCCUUUCUGAUUGCCUGCCCUCUGCACCGAGUACUCGGUUGGCAGAAAGAGGAGUGGGUAUCAAAUCUCGAACCCUCCACUUCCAUCCCGAGUCGGGUUCAUUGUCGCCAAACAAACUGCAUCCUCCCCGUGCCUACUCCAGCCUUGGCCAGCCUGCUCUGCUCCGUCUUCGAUCAAUGGAAGCAAAGUCCCGAACCGAAACAACGAGGCUGCUGCCGCCUUGCCUGCCUUCUUGCCUGCCGUAUUCAGGCCCUCCUCUGCCUGCCACUUCGGCCCACUGGAACGACUCGAACAAUCCAUGAGCCAACCCUCAUCAAAACAAUCAGCUUUCAGUAUAUCGCUUCUGCCGGUCGCGUCCUGGUGAAAGAAGCACGCGAACGCAAGCAUCAUCCAGCAACUGCAGUACAGCACGCAGGUUCUGUUCCUACCCAAGAAUAA